CCCAGCCCAGCCGACCUCAGCCAUGAGAGCGCUCAUCCUGGCCUUCCUCGGGCUCUGCUGCCUCACGGUGCACGUUGUGGAAGGCGUGGGGAGCGAAGUCCUGGAGGAGAGGAUCUGUGUGAGCCUGACCACCCGGCGCCUGCCUGUGAAAAACAUCAAGACCUACACCAUCAAGGAGGGCCCGAUGCGAGCAGUCAUAUUUAUUACCAAACGUGGCUUUAAAAUCUGUGCCAAUCCACAAGAAGAUUGGGUGAAAAAAGCAGUUGAACAUGUGAAGUCCAACAGAAAAAACAAGAACCAGACCAAGCCUACAGGAGCCCAGCAAUCCACCAGUACAACUGUGACCCUGGCUAGGUAGUGGCCUUCCGACCCCGUGUCCCCUCACGAACCAGCCAACUGAUUUUCCUUUACGAGCUCAUGGACCGAUUAAAUUAUAUUCACCUUUUCUGAAAGUGCCACGUGUGUCACAU
Molecule: messenger RNA, 470 nt
Organism: Pteropus alecto (black flying fox)
Lineage: Eukaryota; Metazoa; Chordata; Mammalia; Chiroptera; Pteropodidae
Product: lymphotactin
Exons: 3
Coding region: 23-358 (111 amino acids)
Biological process (GO): positive regulation of GTPase activity; cellular response to tumor necrosis factor; inflammatory response
Cellular component (GO): extracellular region
Molecular function (GO): CCR chemokine receptor binding; chemokine activity
Source: RefSeq, a predicted model, not a curated record